AGCAAAAUCUUUCGUUGAAAAAGAUAAGCUCUCGUUUCGUUUUUUUGUAAAUCCAAAAUUUCAAAACAAAUCCCACUGUAACCCCGAUGGAUCUAGAGGUGGUGGGCCGCCACGCGCUGCUCUUUGACGAUGACGCCAUGGCGUCGUUGGUCAACUCCGGGGCUCUCGUUGACUGGAACUCUCUCUCCAUCGACCGAUACGAUGUUCGCCACCUUCUUUCCGGACCUCCUCCACCCCGUAAGAGGCGGCGCCACCUUUCCUCUCCAUCGAAAACCGCCGGUGAUACGCUGGAGUCCGAUCUCGACCGCGAGCGUUACCUCGAUUUGCCUCCGCCCUCUCCCUCGCUGCCCGAUCAUCAAGAUGGAGAUAAUGACGAUGGACCUGCCGCUUCUGGUGGUCAAUAUAAUGCUGUUUCAUUUUCAUAUGGAAACGCUGGGGAAUCCAAUGAGUGGAAGGAUGCUGAUGUGGAGUCUAGUUUUCGGCCACCCUUUCCUGUGCCCAAAACCUUACUUCAAAACCUACCCCCUACGGAGAAAGUGCAUCUGAUUAUAUCAAGAACAGCGUUAUUUGUAAGCAAACAUGGUGCACAGUCAGAGAUUGUUUUGAGGGUCAAACAGGGUGACAACCCAACAUUUGGCUUCUUGAUGCCGGACCAUCCGCUUCACCCAUACUUUAGGUUUCUUGUUGACCACCAAGAACUUUUGAGCAGCAAUUCUGUCGAUGAGGAGGGCAAAGCCGAUGGUGCACAUGAUCGGGCAAGUAGUGUUAGAGGCGGUGCUUUAUCUUUGCUUGGUACUGUAUAUGGUUCUGGAGAAGAUGAGGAUGGUGAAACGGAAAAUGAUACUGAAGUUAAGAGAACGGAAUCUGUGAGAGCUGGGGUCGCUAUUGAUAAAGCAUCAACUGAUGGAACAGAGCAGAAAGAAUCUUCUAUAAGUGUUAAUAGAAAAUAUGAUGCAGUGACUAGGCAUUCAGCUCCUUUAAAGGAAAAGGCUUCUGUGAUCAAAAGAAAUCAAUCGAUAAAAACAGUUAAGGCUGGAACGACUACUGUGAUGAAGAAAGAAAGUGAUCCCUCUGCAGCUGAGAAAUCACGGGCUUCUUCUUUUCCACCAACAUCGAAGGUUGAAUUACCUGUUGUGGAGCCCCCAUCAGAUUUAAAGAGAGUGGUUGAUAAGAUUGUCGAAUUCAUACUGAGGAACGGUAGACAGUUCGAAGCAGUUCUUGUUGAACAAGAUGUUAAGCAUGGGAGGUUUCCUUUUCUGUUGCCAUCCAAUCUAUAUCACCCUUAUUAUUUAGAAGCUCUUCAAAACGCCAAAAAGUCAAAGUUACCUGGUAAAGCUUUUGGUUCCGAGAAGCAUGAUUCGUCUGGCUGUGGUCUAGAGAGGGAAGCUGCUUCAUCCCGAGAAAGUGAUAGUGCUUCUGUUGGAUCCGACAUACCGUAUAAUUCAGAUAGGAAAGAGAAGUUUAAAAUGGUAAUCAACAAAUCAAGGAAGGAUGGUCAGGAUCCCCCUUCCAAAGCUUCCCAUCCACAAAUUGGAGUUAGUGUGGACGCAGCUGCCGCAGCUGCUAUUCUUCAGGCUGCCACAAGAGGCUUUAAGAGACCAAAUCUAGAGGUUCUCUCGAAAGUUUCGUUAAACGGUAGCAGCCAGGUUCCAACCAGUGAAGAAGGGCAGGCCCCAAAUUUUGGUAGUUCCUGUUCGUCUCAGCCCAAAAGUUCUGAGAAGGCAGGGCAGAAAGGUGAGGUGAGUGUUUCCGGUCCUGUUGCCAAUGCAAUUGCAAAGACAGCAGCUAUUGUAGCUGCAAGUGAGGCUGAUUCCUCUGAGGCAUGUUUAACAAAAGAAGAGAAGUUGAAAGCCGAGCGACUAAAACGGGCAAAGAUGUUUGCUGCCUUGAUCAAAAGUGGUUCUGCACCGCUUAAAACUGAAGCAUUGCGUGGCUUAUCUGCGGAACCACCUGACUUGGGGGUUUGUGGUUCUGGUGUCGAGAGUGGACUUGGAAAGGUAAUGGAAGGCAGCCCAGUUGCAUCGGAUGUCAAUACUUGCGAUAAAAAUGAAAAGCAUGAAAAGAUGAAUUCCGGUAUUGAUAAUAAUGAACGGCGGUCGAAGAGGAAGUACCGUACUAGAUCAGAAAGACAUGAAGCAGAUAGUGGACAGGAGGAGGGGGUGAAACAAGAAGAAGAAAAAGAAGAGGAAGUAAGGGACAGGCACUCGGGUAAAAAGCGGAGAUCUCAUCACCAUAGUAGGGAUAGGCGGAAGCAUAGGCAAAGGCAUUCCUCUUCAAAGCAUAGAGAUUCUCGACAUCUGCAUAAGCAUGAUAGUAGCACCGAUGAUGAGCGAAGUCAUAAGUCUGACAACUCCGAUAGCGACCAUCAUCAUUCUCGACACAAACGGAAGAGAGAUACCCCUUUAGACAUUGAACACCGUAGACAUAGUGGUUCGAUUGAGGGUGAGAAUCGGCACAAGCAUGAUAACUCCUCUGGGGAUGAGUAUCGACGUUCUAGACACCGUCAUAAGCACCGUAGGUCCUCCGACGAUGAGUACUAUCAUCGAAGGAAGAGAUCAGGAAGAGAAGCGGAAUUGGAGGAAGGAGAGAUUAUUGCAAAAUCAGAUAAAUCUAAAUUGAGUGAGGGCAAUGCUGCUAGCAGGGAAGCUUCUGCAGACAUAUCAAACCCGGCCGCGGCCGAGGGAAGGGCUUCGUCCAUGCCAUCUGCUACCACGACGAUUUCCAAUGAUUUAAGAGCCAAAAUCCGAGCUAUGCUGAUGGCGACCUUAUAGCAAGCCCUGACCUUUUUUUUCCUUCAGUUUUCAUCUGGUUUUCGUUGAACCAAAAAAAAUCUAAUAGAUGCUUUCUCAUGUAUCAGCUUUGGUUGUAAUCUUAUUACCAUAAGAUAGUGGUGGCUUCAGAUUCAUAUGUAUGACCAAAUUAGUCAAUUUCUGAUU
This is a messenger RNA of Hibiscus syriacus, 2936 nucleotides long. RefSeq names its product splicing factor, suppressor of white-apricot homolog. The coding region runs from base 87 to 2771 and encodes 894 amino acids. The transcript has 4 exons. Gene Ontology annotation, biological process: RNA processing; mRNA 5'-splice site recognition. Gene Ontology annotation, molecular function: RNA binding. The record is from RefSeq and is a predicted model, not a curated record. NCBI's taxonomy places the organism in Eukaryota, Viridiplantae, Streptophyta, Magnoliopsida, Malvales, Malvaceae.